Helobdella robusta is the source of this 432-nucleotide messenger RNA. RefSeq lists its product as hypothetical. NCBI's taxonomy places the organism in Eukaryota, Metazoa, Annelida, Clitellata, Rhynchobdellida, Glossiphoniidae. The transcript has a single exon. Bases 1 to 432 code for a protein of 143 amino acids. The record is from RefSeq and is a predicted model, not a curated record.
AUGAAGUUGGUGAAAGAAGACCCGACAGCUGCCCUCUCGUUUCUGAGCAAGACUGAUGAUGACAUAGAAUAUGAUACGAUAACUGACCCCAUGAGAACCUCCAUAAAUGAGAGCGACACGACAGAAGGAGAUUUUGUCAGUGAGACAGGCGUCAUUGGUGUUGCACCUAUUUGUAGUGGAACUGACACUACGGUUUCAGCUGGGGUUGCCGAACUACAAGAAAAGGAAGGAAUGCAAAUGAACAGUUUCAAAGAAUUAAUCGCAUCAACAUCCUCAGUUGUUCCUGCUUUAUUGAGCGAUGUUUCUACAGAUUGUACAGUCACUGUGGCAGCCACGAAUUGUGUAAGCUCAGCAUCGGCUGUUUUGACAACUUCUUCUACAAGUGAUGGGAGCAAUAACAAUCAGAUGUCAAAAGGUUUAUAUUAUAUUUAG